Molecule: messenger RNA, 2593 nt
Organism: Melanotaenia boesemani (Boeseman's rainbowfish)
Lineage: Eukaryota; Metazoa; Chordata; Actinopteri; Atheriniformes; Melanotaeniidae
Gene: btr33
Product: bloodthirsty-related gene family, member 33
Exons: 11
Coding region: 766-2439 (557 amino acids)
Molecular function (GO): protein binding; zinc ion binding
Source: RefSeq, a predicted model, not a curated record
UGGAGAUGGACCAGUAAACUACACAGUCUCAUCUCUCACCGCCAGAACAUGGUACACAUUCACUCUUUUCUCUGUGAUUGAGAACAUCAGGAGCAGUGGAGUCAGCAUCACUGCAGCUACCGGACCCAAUUUGGUCGUUGGAUUACAAAUUAAACUAAAUUCAUUUACUAAACUAGAUUCAGAUCUCCAGGAUAUGUUGGCACAGCUCUUUAAUUACUAUGGGAUACAGCCACAGAUUUCCAUAAAUGUCCUAUCUGUGAAGCCAUGAGAUGAGUGGAGAACAACAUCGUUUUCUAUGCUUCCCCGAAAAGAGCAGAACUGGAUGAUGGGAAUAUUUUUAAUGCCAAACAAAAUCAUUAUUUUAGCUUUAUGUAUCUGUAACAGUGAAAUCAUUAUCAGAUUAAAUAUCAUAUAUAAAUUGGUUAAGACCAUGUUAAGCUUUCUUUAUUGUUAUUGUUUUGUUGUUGUUAUUUGUUUGAAAUAAAUCAUCUGAGAGUGCUGAAAUUAAUUCAUCCACUUUUUCCUUGUUGCUAAAGCCUACAUGUAUUAUAUCAAUAUAUAGAAAGAAAUACCAGACAAAACAAAUGCAAUACUUCACCUGAGCCAGACUUUACUCCUCCCACCUUCAAACAACAUGCAAGAUGAGGCUCAGAGGGAGUGGUAACAGCUGAAUGGGAGGACUUUCCCAACCACAAUCCCAUUAUUUGCCUUUGCUCCCUCCGAGGUCAUCUUUCACAUUCAGGAAAAAGGUAGGACUUGGACUUAAUGAGAGCCGGUUCAGAGGCCAUGGCCGCCCCCAGCGCUCUUCUUUCAGCGGUGCAGUUUCAGUGCUGCAUCUGUCAGGAUGUUUUCUCAGAGCCUGUCUCCAUCCCCUGCGGUCACAGCUUCUGCUUCGCCUGCAUCACAUCACACUGGGAUGACAGCCUCCCCAUCAGCUGCCCCAAAUGUCAAACAGAGUUUGAAGAGCGUCCAGAGCUUUGUGAAAACUCUUUUGCCAAAGAAAUGUCUGAGCAGAUCCGAGCCAGGAGGCAGAAUGGUGUGACGUCGGUGGCAGGAAAACCCAUACGCUGCGAUGUGUGUGUGGGAAAGCAAACAAAAGCUCUGAAGUCCUGCCUCGUGUGUCUGACUUCAUACUGCGAGAGUCACCUGGAGCCUCACCUGAGAGUUUCCACCCUGAAGCUUCACAAGCUGAUUGAACCUGUGGCAGUGCUGCAGAACAGGAUGUGUAAACGGCAUCAGAGGCUGUUGGAGUUGUUCUGCAGAAGUGACCAGAGGUGUGUUUGUGUUCUGUGUACCGAAACUGACCACCGUUGUCAUGACACCGUCCCAGUGGAACGAGAGAGCCAGGAAAAGAAGGCCGAGAUGAAAAAGAUUGAAGCCAAUGUUCAGUAUAUGAUCCAGGAGAGAGUGCAGAAAGUGGAAGAGAUCAAACACAAUGUUGAGCUUAGCAAAGAAAACUCAAAGAGGGAAAUUGAGUUAAGCAUGGAAGUUUUCUCAGCUUUGUUUUGUACCAUGGAGAAAAGUCGGGCAGAUCUGGUGGAGAUGAUCCAGAGGAAGCAGGCGGCAGCAGAGGAGAGAGCAGAAAGGAUCAUCACUGAGCUGGAGAUGGAAAUUACUGAACUGCAGAGGAGGAGACGUGAGAUGGAGCAGCUUUUUCACACAGAGGAUCACCUCCAUGUUGUGCAGAGGUUUCCAGCUCUGAGUUCUCCUCCAACUGCCAAAGUCUGCUCUGACAUCUUCGUCCAUUCAGACACAUGUUUGGGGACUGUAAGGAGAGCUGUGGCCAACAUUCAACAUCGGCUGCUAUCAGAACUGAAACAACUUUCUGUUCAAGAGCAUGACAACAUCCAACAUUAUGCAGUUGAUAUCCAACUGGACCCGAGGACGGCCAACCCCUGGCUGGUUCUGUCGGAAGAUGGGAGACAAGUACAAGAUGGAGAUGUUGAACAAAACCUGCCUGACACACCUGAGCGUUUUGACACAGCACCGUGUGUCCUCGCUCUCAGGGGUUUCACCACUGGCAGGCACUAUUGGGAGGUUGGUGUAGGAGACAAGACUGCGUGGGACUUGGGUGUAGCUCGAGAGUCUGUCAGCAGGAAAGGUGUUGUCACACUGAGCCCUGAGGACGGUUAUUGGACUGUUUGCUUGCGGAGUGGCAGCGAGUACCGGGCAUGUGAGGGCCAGGCACAGCUGCUUAGCCUCCCUCAGAGGCCGCAAGUUAUUGGGGUUUUUUUGGACUACGAAGAUGGAACAGUGUCCUUUUAUGAUGCAGAAGCCAAGACUCACAUCUAUUCAUUUACAGAGGUCCAGUUCACUGAGACAAUGUUUCCCUUUUUCAACCCAGAUAUGAGAGACAGCGGCACUAAUAAAUCACCACUUAUCAUCCGCCCUGCCAGUCAAGUGUAUGGAGGAAGAGAUUUAGAUGAUAUCACAAUAUGAUCUGUAUUCAGAAUUUUCUAUUUAUUAUUCUGUUGCAUAAAAAAGCUCUGUAUUUACUAUUAUGUUCAUUAUUUCAAUGACAAAAUGUAUAUAAUUAGUUUUUUAUCAGUAAUACAGUAUGAAUUAUCUUUAUUUGAAACAUAAAUGUGCACAU